This is a messenger RNA of Spinacia oleracea (spinach), 3059 nucleotides long. RefSeq lists its product as uncharacterized. Bases 118 to 2838 code for a protein of 906 amino acids. Lineage: Eukaryota; Viridiplantae; Streptophyta; Magnoliopsida; Caryophyllales; Amaranthaceae. The transcript has 11 exons. The record is from RefSeq and is a predicted model, not a curated record. Gene Ontology annotation, cellular component: nucleolus; small-subunit processome. Gene Ontology annotation, biological process: rRNA processing.
UCAAAAAUCAAAAAUCAAAGGAACAACACACUACUGCGAAACUCUCUCAACUUGCCGCCUCACUCUCUUUCUCUAACUUCGUGGCCGCCAAUCUUAAACCUCAGAGACCCCUCAACAAUGGCGGACAACAAGAGGAAAUCAAGCGGCGGUGCGAAGCAGUUGCAGAGGAGAGAGAAAACGCCGAAGAAAUUUAGCAGUAAAAAAUCAAACCCUAAAUCCUCAGGGAAGCGUCGCGGUGGUGGUAGUGGUGGAGGAGGAGAGAGAAGAGGCCCGCGAUUACCUUCGGCGUUUAGAAAGCAGCUUGACAAUUUCAAAAACCCUAAUAAUGGUGAUGAUGAUGUUGAAGAUGAUGAAGUUAUUGAUUCGGAUGAAGGUGAGUUGAAUUACGUCAAGGAUUUUUAUGUGUAUGAGGAAGAGGUCGCUGAAGAGGAGUCCAAGAAGAAUCGACGAUUUGAUCAUGUCGAGAAUUACGAGUAUCAGCUCCCCGAGAAAUUCAAGGAUGAAGACAUACUAUCUGACGAUGACGAAGAUGAUGAUCUAGAUCAGGAUAAGGAAGAUGAGGAUUCUGUUGACAAGGAGGGUGAUGAUGGAAGGCAUGCAAGAAUGCUGACAGAUAUCACUGGAAUCCAUACUGAGGCGUUUGCAGGCAAAAAGAGAAAGAGAAAUGUUGUUACAGAGGCUUACCCAGAAUCUGAAUUCAACCCCAGUAGUGACGUCCUCAGUGGUAAUGGGAAGAUCAGUAUUCAAGACCUUUUGGAUCCUCUUCGAGGAACUUCUAGUUACAGCAAGCUUAGGAAAAGGAUUGAACAUGUUGAGAAGAAAGGUGAAACAGUUCAAGCUCCACUUUCCAAACCAGACCGGGAGAGGUUGGAGAGGGGGGUAGCAUAUGACCAUGUUAAAAAGGAUAUUACAAAAUGGGAGCAUCUUGUAAAGAGAAAUAGAGAAGCUCCCACUCUUUAUUUUGACCAAGGUAAUGAUAUGGGACUUCCAACUGUGGGAACCAUGGCUUCUGAGUUCAAACCAAGAUCUGUUUUUGAGAAGGCAAUUGCGUCAAUAAUGGAUAACAAAGAGGUCGCGGAAGCUUACCAAAGUGAUGGUGCCAAGCUUCUUGAGUUAAACAAGAUAUCUGUCGAAGAAGUGAAGGACCGCCAGGAUAGACUUGCUAAAAUGCGCAGUCUUCUAUUCCGUCAUGAAAUGAAAGCAAAGCAAGUCAAAAAGAUAAAGUCCAAGACUUAUCAUCGCUUAAAGAAGAAAGACAAAUUGAAGGCUGCUUCUUCAGAUCCGCAAACUGAUCCUGAAGCCGCCCGAGAGUAUGCUGAGAAACAAGAAAGAAAACGAGCUGAGGCACGUAUGACACUGAGGCACAAAAACCAAGGCAAGUGGGCUAAACGUGUUCUUGAACGAGGUUUAAGUAAACAAGAUGAAGGUACUCAAGCUGCUAUAGCUGAACAGUUGCAUCUUCAUAAUCUUCUGACCAGAAAAAUAAAUUCCGUUAAGGAAAACAGCAGCAGUGAUGAUAGUAGUUGUGAGGAUGAUGAGGAUAUGGAUAGUUCGGAUGAGGAGGGUGCAUCAAAGUUAUUAGCUAAGGCAAAAGAAAAAACGAUUAAAUUAAUGGAACAAGAGGAUGAAGUGCCUGAUUCAGGGGUUCUUUCGUUGCCUUUCAUGGUACGAGGGCUGGAGAAAAGGAAGGAGGCUGCUAAUGGAGAAGCCAAACGUGCUCUUGAUGACUAUGAGUUAUCUUUAAAUCAGACUGCAGAGAAGGGCCUGAAAAAUGGAACUCCAAGUGGUAGACGAGUUUUUGGUGUAACCAAAAAGGUUGAAGAGGCUAAUAUAAAACACAGACCAGAUGUUGACAAUUAUGGAAGCGAUAACGAAGAUACUAUUGAAGAGAAGGAUGAUAUUCACAUGGAAUGUGCGAAAGGUAAUCACAUGGAAAAGGAUGUGGACAUUGAUUUGGAUGUACUCCGUGAAGAUUUGGAGACUGGUGAUGAUUCAGCUUUCAAAAGUGUUAUUGAUGUAGCUGAAGACUCUGGGCCAAGAACAAGUCGUGAUGUUUCUGUUUUCACAUCUGGUUCUUGGAAACAGAUGAAGAAUGAUGGAUGUAAAGGGGGUUCUACUCAUGAUGCCAAUGUCAAGAGUAAGCCAGAGGUUGCAAAACCUUCUCCAAGCAGUGAUAGUGGAGAGGGAGAGGAUGACAGCGAUACAGAUAGUGGUGGCCAUAUGAUAGAUGGGAUGUUGUCUUCAGGGGCGAGGCAAACUUAUGAAUUACCUACAAAUGAAGAGCUAAUAAAGCGUGCAUUUGCGGGGGAUGAUGUGGAGGAAGAAUUCGAAAAAAUCAAAGAGGAUGUUUUAAAUGAAGAGAAUCCUGAGCCAGAGAAGCCUCUUUUGCUUCCUGGAUGGGGUCAAUGGACUGAUGUCCAGAAGAAGAGGGGUUUGCCUUCAUGGAUGCUGAAAGAUCAUGCAAAUGCUAAGCAAAAGAGGGAAGAAGCUUUGAAAAAAAGGAAGGAUGCACGUCUUAAACACGUAAUCAUCUCUGAGAAAAUUGAUAAGAAGGGGGAGAAACUGUAUGCAAAGACACUGCCUUAUCCUUUUUCAUCGAAAGAUGUUUUUGAACAAAGCAUUCGUAUGCCUAUUGGGCCUGAAUUCAACCCAACAACCGCUGCUGGGGCUCUUACCAGGCCAGAAGUUGUUAAGAAAUCGGGCAUGAUCAUUGAUCCAAUCAAAUUUGAAGAAGUAGACCCACACGAAAAAGUAGAUGAACAGAAGCAAGGUGGACGGAAACAGAGAACAAAUAGUAAAAGUUCUGGCAAAAAAUCAAGGCAUAGUAACAAAAAAUAAGUGAAGAGUGCUGAUGUUUUCCAUAACUUGUGUAUUUUAAUUAAGCGCCCAAUUUUGUAGUUUUAUUAGGCAUUUGCAAAAUGGUUUUGUUGUAACAAGCGUACCCAUUUUAGUCAGACUACAGAUAUCGGUCCUGCUUGGCAAAAGACUGACCAUGAAUUUGAUGUAAUUUUUUACUGUUUGGUAGCAAUAAAGCUCCUGGAAAAUUUUGAUCUUCAGAA